GAGGCUGCGUGCGAGAUGAAGAGCGUAAGACAGAGAAGGACCGAGAUUCAAACUCGAAAUCUAACGAGGAACUCUCAGAGCCACGAGAGUGGCCGCGCGAUACGGCACGGGUGUUUGAAAACAGCCGAUAACAGUGUGCAUCGCGCCAUGUGUACCGAGAAAAGUGCGAAUUUCCUGUGGCUCCUUUGUUCCAUAUCGCUUUUCUGUGGAUUUGUUCUUCCAUACGGACGCUGCCAGAACGCAGGUCCACGGGAACAGCCGGAUAGCAGGGAUGAUGCGAGGAAAAUAGGCGAUCUGCGCGACGAACUGCAGGCUGACGAUGCGGAUCAGUCGUAUGUCUGGGAUGCGUCUCUCGAGGGUAAAAAGGCGCUCGAUGAGGACGGGAGCUCCCUCUCGUCUCGAAACGCGGCAGAGGUGCCGGAGACGGAAGCGGAAACAGCGCCUCGGGCUGACGGAAAUAGGGACAAGGUCCUCGUUCCACCAGAAGAUGCUUCCAACUCCUCGCUUCGGCAGGGUUUGAAUGUCACAGCAUCAACGUCUAUCACCCGUCGAAAGGGGGAUAUCAACGACAGAUCCCGUAAGAAAAGGCGUAGAAACAAAGAUUCGAAGAACUCCGACGUGGAUCGACAGCGUGAGAACACGCAGGAGGUGUACGAGAACGAGAUCAGGGGGAAACGAGGUGGUCAAACGAAAAAAUCGAAGGAUACCGCUGCGAGGAGGUAUCGCGUCGAGCGUCGGAGGAGGAGAAAAAAUCGCGAACGAAAGCGUGGAAGGAAGAGGUCCAAGCAGAACGGAGAGAAAAACGAGGCGCGUAGAACGUCCAAGUUCAAAAGAAGAAUGAACGAUGUGCCCGCCGCGCUACUGCUUGGCAAGAUCGAUGGUCACGUGGCGGAGGACAAUGUUUCCGGCUACGACUCCUCGAACGUGACCGGGAGAGGUAACCAGAAUCUCUCGAAUGCUUCUGACGUUACCUCGCCGUUCAAUCUUCAGGAUCAAUUAACUACCGAGGCCACGAAACGGUCCACGCACACCACAUCGCGUUACAAGAUGUACGAAGACACCGUCGAAAGGGAAUUCUCGAAGCAGCUUGAAAAAGAGAUCUCGCGGACGCAGAUGGAAGACCCUGCCAGCUUGGAGAACCGUAUCCUGGGUAGUUCCGUGCCGAAAUCCUCUCACAAGAAUACAGAACAUAAAGAGGAUGGUUCUACAAAUACGAACGAGUCGAAGUUUGGCAACUCGAGGUACGACGCCGAUAAAAUGUUAGGUUAUUCACGGACGGAAGAGGAUUUACCUAUUUUGGAUUUGGAGAACGAGGUGCUGGCGAGGACCUUGAAGGAUUACAACGCUUAUAUGACGUCGAGCUUGAAGUUAUCGAUGGUACCCAGGCGGGACGCAAUCGAGCAUAGGAAAACUGGCGGAUCGCAUUUUCAUGGGAAACCCAUAAUCGACGGAGUAGAGUUCGAUAGGUUGGGCGGAAAGAAGAGCACGGAAACGAUGAGCAGCACCGUGGCGUACGAGGAAGAUACGAGAGGGGAUUUAUCAUGCAUAAACGGGACGUUCGUGCCGGCACCCCUUGCCCGCCAUGCACUGAUCAAAUAUGUAAAGUAUUCUGCAUUUGUUUGUGUAGAUAUCAAUGAAUGUACGGUCGACAAUGGUGGAUGCAUGGAAGUUUGCGAGAACACAGACGGAAGCUUCUUCUGCGCUUGCGACGGGGACGAGAAAGCUCUGUCGUCGGAUGGCAAAUCCUGCGUGGAUAUAAAUAACGUGUCCUGUCCACCAUUGAAUCCGGAGGGCCGAGGAUAUUUAAUGUGUUCACGUUUGGCAACGCCAAAGCCAUGGAGAGGUAGACGAAGAGUAGCCAAUCGACCAGGUACCAAGUGUUUCUUGAAGUGUCCCCAUGGGUAUCAGCUUCAUGGGGAAUAUGAAUUGACUUGUCGAUCGGAUGGUUCAUGGGAUGGGCCGAAACACGGCGAGUGCGUCAGAUACAGCAAACCUCGUUUAGAAUGUCCGAAAGAUGUGAUCGCGGAACUACCGCCCGGACGAGACGAGGCCUUUGUGACUUUCGAUCAGCCAUCGACGGAUCUCGAUUGGUUCCGGUAUGUUAGGUCGAAACCCUCCUGGGGGACUAGGCUAGAAGCGAAUCUAACCCCCGGCAUGCACGAGAUCACGUUUUUUGCAAGACACCCGGUAUCGAAGAAACAGGCCAGCUGCGUGUUACGCAUCAUUGUCAAAGGCGGUGAAGCGCCAAAAGUUAAAGACUGUCCGAACGACAUAGAGGUCACCGGAAGAAAUGGGACGGCAAUCACGUGGACCGAGCCAAUUUUUACGGACAAUGUGAAGGUGACCCGGAUUAGGAGCAACGAGAGUCCAGGCCGGCGUUUCGACGUCGGUGGUCAUAGAGUAGAGUACGAGGCGAGCGAUGAAGCAGGUUGGUCAAGCAAGUGCGUGUUCACCGUGGUCCUACGUCAGGAGUGAGUCGCGAAUUCUUUAGCGAUCAAGUGAGCGCGAGAACGAGGAAGGAGGAGGAGGAACGACGGAGAAAAAGGAAUCCAGAUGAAAGGGGGGCAAAGGUAGCGGACCGGAAGAAUAACGAUAAGGUAAUAUAAAUGGAAAUGCUCUGGACUCGUGCAACGUUCCCUCCGCGUGCGUAAUGGAUUCCGUUUUAUCCGGAAGGUUAAACGCGGAUGAGACACGGAUAUCUUCUCGUGGUACUCGUUGAUACACACGCGAGUGCGUGUACACGGAGAUGGAAAUCUCUUGGUUUGAAUACUGAAAAGGGCUUGUUGGAAAUCGUCCUUUUGAAUGGAAUUCAAAGAUAAUUUAAUUUUGGAGAAUGUUUCGAGAAAUGUUUCUCCCUUGUCUUUUUUCACUGAGCUUGGAAAAGAGUUCUUACGCUUGCUUUUACUUUACAUUUGCUGAUGAUAGUUUAAAAAACAAUAUAAUGGGUAUUAUUCUCUUAAACUUUAUUUAGUUUGGUGUUUUAAAUUCAUUUUCGGCAAAUUGAUAAUUAUUAUACUUGUCAUUGUUUGAUAUUCUAAGUCGUAUAAUUUAUGCGUUAUUAUUUUUAUUCUAGUAUAUCAUUAAUAUUAGAAUUGAAGUCAUUUCUUAAUUACGUAAAUAGUGGAAAUUUGCCUUGAGAUUUUUGUACGAAAUACUUUAUGUAUACGUAUGUAUUACAAUUUAUAUUUAAUUAAUCUGUUAAAUUUCAUUUAAUUUAAUUUAGCUUCAAAUUUAUCCGUAGAAAAUUGACGAUUAUUACCCUUUUUCUUACUUGAUAUUCUAAAUGGUAUAACAUUUACGUUGUUACUUUUAUUAUAGUAUAUUAAUAAUAAUAAAUUCGAGGUCAUUUCUUAAUCUCCCAAAGAAUAGGAUUUUUACUUUGAGAUUUUUACAAGAUUUUGUACGAAAUACUUAUACGUAUACGUGCUAUAAUCUGCAUUUAAACAAGAGAAUCCCCAACAACAACAGUGAGUGUAGCUCAUUUUUGUAAUUAUCAUCACAUAUACACACGCGUAACAUGUAGUAUUCGAGGUAUUCCAUUCGAGUAAGAUGUCUCGUCGAUCAUCACGAUUGACUUUUCACGGUUCGGAACGAUCCACAGGUUUCGCCAUUGCACUCUCGUCUUUUCUUUCUCGCGUUUCUUUCACGUUCCGAUCUAUCGUGGCCCGCACACGGUGUACCCUGAAGCAAAUCGUCUAGAAUCUAGGCCCUAGAUCAAUCCUUCGACCUCCACCAGGAGGCUCGAUUCACUUAUUACAUACCACGAUCACGAUUACGAUCACGAUCGACACACCAUCUAGGAGAUCUAGAAAUUCGAGGAAAUACUCAAGCCACUCUCCUCGCUGCUACUUGUCGGUUCGAACAAAAUUACAAGUGAUGGUUGCGUGACCAGCAUACGCGAUAAACCAAGGACAAAAGGGAACAGAAGCAGGAAAGAGCGGGGAUAUUAUAUUCCGAAUGGCACCGACGGUUAAUCGUGAUGAAAUUUGGCGGAUAUUAUUGGACGAGAUAGUAAAUGUGAAAUAUAAAAUCCUAACUCCGAGAAAUCAUAUGUACAAAAAGUAUUAGCACGUAUCCUUAUUUGCCAAUAAAGCGUUUUUUAUCAAUUCCACAUCUUACUUUCAUAACAUCAAAUUUUUAUGGCCGUGUGAAAGUAAAUGAUACGAAAUUUAAUAUAUUUGCACUGACUAAUUAGUACGUAAAUGUUGUAAUAAAUACAAUGCUAUGCUAAUAGUUUUCAUAGCCACUGUAAUUGAUCUAGUGACAACAUUUUUACCACAAAAACACUCAAUCCCAAGCCAAACAUAUACCGACAUCUCUCUUUAAAGGAGACUGGCCGUUUUUCCUUUCACCUAUUUUUGCUUUAAUGAUAUAUUUAUUCCUCAUUCAUGCUUACAUCGUUAUACUGAUUACCCAACAUUGCGCCUAUAGCAGCGAAGAUCUAUUACAUAUAAGGACAUGUAUCUUCCGAACGUCUAAUUUCUCAAAGCUAGGAUUUUAUAUUUCAGAUCUAAUAUCUUACCCCGUGUUAUCCAGCAAAUCUCAUCCCGAUCGGUUAUCGGUGUCUUUCGGAAGUACAGCCAAGAGCGGAACAAAGGGCGAUUUAUCCGCGAUCCGUAGAUCCGUAGACGGCAAAGAGCAGGGAAAUCUAUCGGGAGUUCUAUGCAAAUCUGGAAUCGAACGUGCGUUGUCGUUGGUCGAACGAGUUUCGCCGAUUACCAGGACCUGGUCGAAACACGCAUUGCAGCGGACGCGGCGAUUUUACGUUCGUUUCUUUUCACGGUACAACGAUCGCGAAUUUGUCGAACGAAACGAGGUUCGAUCCGCAUACAACGAAACUCCAGUUGACCCUCCACCUCUCCCCGUUUCAGCCUCACGCGGAGUUUCCGUGUUAAUCGUCGAUCGUCGAUUAAAAUUUCGCCAGGGACGGACAAUGUCCGUGUCGGUUAAACGAAGCCGGUCGCGAUUAAUUUUGAAAUUGGACGCCUCGUCGAGUGUGUUUUCACGCGGCUUGCAGCUGACAAGCCGGAACAACGAUAGUUUUAAUCCCGUUCAGCAGAGAGAGAGAGAGAGAGAGAGAGAGAGAGAGAGAGAGGGAGAGAGUGUGUUAAAGGGCGGUCUUCGGCUGGUCGCCCGCACGCCGAUCGGAAAACGAAACGGAUUUAUGGAAAUUGCAAAGUUCCCAGGUUACGUCAAAGCCCGUCGAAUCGAGUGUGCGCGAAUUAUGCGUUCUAUUGGACCGAGAACCGCGAUUAACGGAUAAAACGAAACGUCUUUUAAUCAGUUUCCGCGGCCGCGCUUUACGUUUCGAUUGGAAUAUUUUUGAACGUUAUGGAUCGCAUCUUGUUUCGUACGUUUCUAGUUUUCAAUCAACUACGAUCCCUGACAGAAUGGUUUUGAUCAAACGCAAUAAUAUUAUAUGUUUACUAUAAAAC
Bombus impatiens (common eastern bumble bee) is the source of this 5435-nucleotide messenger RNA. RefSeq lists its product as uncharacterized. The transcript has 9 exons. Bases 16 to 2475 code for a protein of 819 amino acids. NCBI's taxonomy places the organism in Eukaryota, Metazoa, Arthropoda, Insecta, Hymenoptera, Apidae. Gene Ontology annotation, molecular function: calcium ion binding. The record is from RefSeq and is a predicted model, not a curated record.